Messenger RNA from Eutrema salsugineum, 822 nucleotides. RefSeq names its product RING-H2 finger protein ATL80. The transcript has a single exon. Gene Ontology annotation, biological process: protein ubiquitination. Gene Ontology annotation, molecular function: ubiquitin protein ligase activity. The record is from RefSeq and is a predicted model, not a curated record. NCBI's taxonomy places the organism in Eukaryota, Viridiplantae, Streptophyta, Magnoliopsida, Brassicales, Brassicaceae. Bases 135 to 674 code for a protein of 179 amino acids.
AACAAAAAAAAAGUAAGCAUCAGCAAAGCAAACAGCUUUAUUCCUCUAUUAAAAACGCAUCUCAUUCUCCAUUCUUCCUUCCCCUUCUCUCUUCUCUCCUCUCUCAUUCUCUUUCUCUCACUCAGCAACUAACAAUGAGCUUCUUUAUCGAAGAUUCUGGUCUCAUCGUCACUCAGCUUCUCUACAAAAUGGCGGUUUUAAUCACCGUCUUGAGAUGGAUUCUCGCCUGGAUCUUACGCUACCGAUCCAGAUCUAGAUCCGCCUCCUCUUCUACUACUUCUUCUUCUUCCUCUGCUCCUUCGAUCUCUUCACAGGCCAUCAAGGAGAGCCUCUCCGUGACGACGUUCCGUGACGCGGCGGAGCGAUCUCCUGAAUUGGUCAGCGACACGUGUGCGGUGUGUCUAGGGGAUCUAGAAGACGGAGAUGAGGUCAGAGAACUCAGGAACUGCAGCCACGUGUUCCACCGCGAGUGCAUCGACCGGUGGCUAGACUACGAGUGCUGCGGCGGAGAUGAUAACGACGGCGAGGAAGAUAAUCACCGCACGUGUCCACUCUGUAGAACUCCGCUUCUUGCUGCUAAUACGACGUCGUGUGGGGAUUGGCCCGCCAAAAACGAACCCAGCUGGGCCGUUGAACGGCUUCUCUACCUCUUUGGAGACGAUCUUCUCGUUUGAUUUUUCAUUUCUAGUUUUAAUUUUUUUUUUCUUUUCAAUUUUUAUUUGAUUUUAGCGGGGUCAAUAGAAAUUACGUUGGUCAAAUUUUUGUAAAUUGGGAAUUCAAAGAGUAGAAAAAGGAUAUAUAAUAAUAAUAUCAAUUUUUAAA